Molecule: messenger RNA, 1509 nt
Organism: Cucurbita pepo subsp. pepo (vegetable marrow)
Lineage: Eukaryota; Viridiplantae; Streptophyta; Magnoliopsida; Cucurbitales; Cucurbitaceae
Product: putative transporter C405.03c
Cellular component (GO): membrane
Source: RefSeq, a predicted model, not a curated record
ACAACCUUACAAAAUCUUCCCUCCCUUUGAACAAAAUGGAUAACUUUUUUUAAUUUCUUCAUCACCAUGCAUGAAAAUAGGUAUAUAAAGAGCUUGAUUUUAAGACCAAAUCUCUAAAGCUUAUAACCAUUCCAUUUAUUUCUCGCAAUACCAAUAAAGUUUUUGUUUUCGUGUAAUAUUAUCGCAUUUUCAUGGCUUGGAAGUACAAAGGAGGGCUAAUUCUUCUCGUUGCCGUCGUGGUCAUAUGGGUCGCUUCUGCUGAGAUCACACAGAGUAUUUUUACGGACUACGAGCAUCCGUUUGUGAUGACAUAUGUCGGAACCUCCAUGUUGGUGGCUUAUCUUGCAAUUGCCUUCAUCAGAGAAUGCAUAGUGAAGCUAUUCAGAAGCCAUUUUCCAAAUAGAAAUUCUAAAGAAGUUGCAGAGAUUCAAGAACAAGAUAAUAAUAAUAAUAAUAAUAAUACCAAUAAUAACAAUAAUAAUAAUAAUAAUAAUAUAUCCGAGGUGGAAAAUGGUGAUGUUCAUUGUGUGGUGAACAUUGAAUGUGAAGAACAAGAAAAGGGGAGUGUUAGUAAUAACGGUCGUUGUGAGUGUGAAGCUGAAAAUGGAACACAAGAAACACCGUUUAGUACAAAGCAAAUGGCUGUUUUGGCUCUUGCUAUUGGUCCCAUCUGGUUUGUCUCCGAGUAUUUUACAAAUGCGGCAUUGGCAAGAACGAGCGUAGCAACCACCACCAUAUUGUUCUCAACGUCCGGUCUCUUCACACUCAUACUCGACGCAUGUUUCGAAAGACAAUCUCUAAGCAUAGUAAAUGUCGUUGCAGUCUUCGUCAGCAUGGCCGGGGUUGCUAUGACCACCGUCGGAAAGACAUGGGCUCGUGAUGAAACCCAAUCCUCUUUCGGGCAUGAAAAGCAUUCGUACAUCGGGGAUGUAUUUGCUCUGCUCUCUGCUUUCACAGACGGGCUCUACUACGUGCUUUUGAAGAAGUAUGCAGGGGAAGAAGGGGAGAAGGUUGAUAUGCAGAAAUUUUUGGGAUAUGUUGGGUUAUUCACACUCACAACUCUCUGGUGGCUAAUAUGGCCAUUGAGAGCCAUGGGAAUAGAGCCCAAAUUUGGCAUACCACAAUCCACCAAAGUAGCAGAAAUAGUGCUUGCAAAUUGCUUUGUAUCAAAUUUCGUCUCAGAUUACUUCUGGGCAAUGGGUGUUGUCUGGACGAGCCCACUUGUAGCUGCUUUAGGUGCCUCGCUAACCAUACCGCUAGCCAUGGUGGGAGACAUGCUACUCCAUGGCCGCCACUAUUCUUUGGUUUAUAUUUUUGGAUCCCUUCAAGUAUUUUUGGGGUUUAUGAUCGCUAACUUUUCGGAUUGGAUAUCGCCCAAGUUAAAGUUGAGGAAGAAGUUCUUCAAUGGAGCGAAAUAUUCAUUACUUACCUAAAAACAAAAGGCAGGCUGGGAAGAUCAAAGUUUAAGGAAAUGGGAUGACAAUGAAUGAAAGAUGUUUUCAGUUGAUU